Molecule: messenger RNA, 2937 nt
Organism: Belonocnema kinseyi
Lineage: Eukaryota; Metazoa; Arthropoda; Insecta; Hymenoptera; Cynipidae
Exons: 5
Coding region: 1-2937 (978 amino acids)
Biological process (GO): DNA integration
Molecular function (GO): nucleic acid binding
Source: RefSeq, a predicted model, not a curated record
AUGCCCUGUUGCCAUGCCAGGCCCAGGACGACGAGGAAUUCGUCAUCGAAACCUCAUGCCUCGCAGGAUCAAAAGACACGCCGUUUGCUCGAGCAUGAGGAAAUAGGCGAUCGUACGCCAUCCCAGUUCCUCCGACACCUUCGCGACCUGGCAGGUAACGUUGUUCCAGACGCUGUCCUGCGUCCACUCUGGCUCGGUCGGCUACCUGCGUCGAUGCAGGUUAUCCUGGCAACCCAGAACCAAGCCCAGCUUGAUAAGUUGGCACAGCUCGCCGAUGCCAUCGCAGAAGCAACGCCAAAGACCCGUGUUUCCGAGGUAUCUGCAAAUUUAUCACCUUUAGAAGCCAUGCUUCAGCAGCUCGCCCUUGUAACAACCAGAUUUGCCGAAGUGUCAGUGACGUCAGAAGUAGCAUCGGGCUCAAGAGAUCGUGGCCGGUCUCCGUCUCGCGGCUGUUUCCGCGAUCGCAGCAGAAGUCGAUCUCGUCGAAAUAAUAAAGACGGUGUUUGUUGGUAUCACGAAACGGGAGCAGACCUAUGCGUUUUUCCACGUGCACUAACACGCGGACGACGUCCCAAAACAUCGUACGAACUUUACGCGGCCAACGAUUCAACCAUCGCGACGUACAGUUUCGAAACACUCACGCUCAACCUCGGACUUCGCCGCGCUUACUCGUGGCGUUUUGUGAUCGCUGAUGUCACAAAACCGAUAAUCGGAGUCGAUUUCUUGCAUCAUUAUGGUUUAUUGAUUGACAUUCGGAGUCAAAAACCCGUGUCUGAGGGACCUCGACGAUUGGCUCCAGAUAAAUUGAAGCUGGCCAAACAGGAAUUCCAAACCAUGCAAGAGAUGAAAAUUGCUCGUACUUCGAAUAGCAACUGGUCUUCACCCUUGCAUAUGGUACCAAAAAAGGCAGGUGAAUGGCGACCUUGCGAAGAUUAUCGGAGACUCAACGCACGGACCAUCUCGGACAGGUACCCAGUACCCCACAUCGGAGAUUUCGCCCAAUCUCUACACGAAAAGAAGAUCUUCACAACAAUUGACCUUGUGAGAGCCUACAACCAAAUCCCAGUUGCUGAUGAGGACAUACAUAAAACAGCCAUCACCACACCGUUCGGAUUAUUUGAACUCCCGUACAUGUCGUUUGGCCUUCGAAACGCAGCGCAAACCUGCCAGCGUUUCGUGAAUGAAACCUACGGAGUUCUUAUCAAUCCAUCAAAAUGUAUCUGGGGAGAAUGCGCCGUUAAGUUUCUUGGAUACGAAGUUUCUAAGAACGGUGUUAGACCCCUUCCAGAGAAAGUGGAAGCUCCAUUGAACGACAUGCUACACGGUAACCUAAAAGGUAAUGCAGUGAUCACCUGGACUGAGGAAGCUGUCAAUGCCUUCAAAGAGUCCCGGAAAAGUAUUGCAGUAGCCGCUCAACUAGCUUUUCCAGCACCAGGAGCUCCUCUUGCCAUUUUUUCAGACGCUUCUGAUUUCGCUGUUGGAGCAGCACUGCAGCAACGAGUAAACAACGCAUGGGAACCUCUGGGUUUCCUUUCGAAUAAGUUGAGUACCGCGGAACGCAAGUACGGUGCCUACGACCGAGAAUUACUAGCCGUAUAUAAAUCUAUUAGAUACUUUAGACAUAUGGUAGAAGAUGCUCUUUCCAGAAUCGAAGAACUCUCAAUCGGAAUCGACUUUGCAGAACUUCCAAAAUUGCAAAAUGAGGACACAGAUAUUAAAACGUACCUUCAGCCGGAAUCGACCUUGCACCUAGAAAAAGUCCAACUACCAGGUACCAAAGUAGCCGUCUACUGUGAUGUUUCAACCCGCACAGCUAGACCUUUUCUCACAAAACCUUUUCGGCGGGUGGCGUUUAAUUCGUUGCAUCAAUUAUCGCACCCUGGAAUCAAGGCCACGGUAAGGAUGAUAACAGAACGCUAUGUGUGGCCGUCAAUUAAAGUCGACUGCCGGCAAUGGGCUCGCGCAUGCAUCCAAUGUCAAAAAGCCAAAGUUUCUCGACAUGUCUCAUCACCUGUGGGUUCGUUUACCUUUCCUUCCAAAAGGUUCGAACAUGUACACAUCGACCUCGUGGGGCCUUUACCUUCUUCAAGAGGAUAUAAGUACCGCCUCACCUGCAUCGAUCGUUUCUCACGGUGGCCCGAAGCAUUUCCAGUUGAUGACAUCCAAGCACCCACCAUCGCACGAACGCUUAUUGCUGGUUGGAUCGCAAGGUUUGGUACCCCUCUCCGAAUUACGACAGAUCAAGGUAAGCCGUUCGAAUCUCAACUAUUCAGUGAACUCAAUCACUUGCUUGGGACUCGAGAUCUUCGCACAACUACUUAUCAUCCAGCUUCCAAUAGAUUGGUUGAGCGUAUACAUCGACCUUUAAAAGCGGUAAUCCGCUGUCACCAGACUGCAGACUGGGUUGACAUGCUACCAGUAGUACUGCUAGGUUUCCGAGCAGCCUGGCGAGAAGAUUUGAAAGCCACAACUGCCGAACUACUGUAUGGGGGACCACUGCGCCUACCUGGUGAAUUUCUGGUUCCACGUUCAUCAAACGACUCAGGACCCACGCCAUCAGGUUACGCUAAAGAACUCCAAAGUUAUUUUCAACAACUAAGACCUAUUAGCGGAACACGUCAUGGACAGAAAGCAGUUUUCCUUUACAAGGACCUGGUUACGUGGACUCACGUCUUACGGCGCGUCGACACGACAUUCAAAAAGUCUCUUGAAGAUCCUUACGAAGGUCCCUAUCCUGUCGUUAGCCGAACAGACAAAACAUUUGUCAUCACAGUCGAUGGAAUAAAUAUCACAGUUAGUAUGGACCGCCUUAAGCCAGCUUACAUUAUAGCUGACUCGGAGGAACAACCACAUACUGCACGAGAGAUUCCAGCUUCGGACAAAACUGUAGAACCAGAGAAAGUUCCAGCAGUAUCACCACCUUCAAGCAAAACUUAG